Molecule: messenger RNA, 2108 nt
Organism: Sipha flava (yellow sugarcane aphid)
Lineage: Eukaryota; Metazoa; Arthropoda; Insecta; Hemiptera; Aphididae
Product: protein couch potato-like
Exons: 8
Coding region: 687-1574 (295 amino acids)
Molecular function (GO): mRNA binding
Source: RefSeq, a predicted model, not a curated record
GUCGUCGCGCCGCCGCUACCACAGCUCGGCCCUCGGCGUUCACGUCAGACGCAAUUCCGACACGGCGGGAGUCGUACGUUCCGCGAUCACACGCACACACCGCGACAUUUUUACCUUUUACACACCGAACACACACCACCACCACCACCACCACACAUACCCUUCUACCUACCUCCUAUCAUUACACACACACAACACACACAGCGUCCGAUUCCAGUUUUCGUUUUCAUUUUUCAAUAUUUUUGUUUGCCGGAUAAAACGAUCAAUUUCACAACGGAACGACGCCGAUCCCUGUAUUUACUUUUGUUGCCGGCCCGCGUGUACCUAUCACUAUAAAUACAACGAGACCCGUCGCUACCGGUUCCGCCGUCCCUGCCCUCAUCCCACCACCCUAACCGCCGCAGCUAACAUCAGACCCGUCGUCGCCGCCAAAACCGUGAACGCAACGACGUCGCCGAGCAACAGGAACCCGUCCCGGCCCCCAGUGGUGCCCCCAUGUUGGCGCUGAAAGUGGUCGUCGCACAGCGUUACACCCACCCGGUUGAAUCGUGGAGGCCGUCGCCGUUGGCGGGUUGAAGAGGGCCCGAGGUGCUGUGUACAACGGACCGGAGGCCGCCGCCGCCGCUGCCACCCUCAAGAAGUUCAGACUGGACGCAGCCACGGCCGCCGCAGCCGCAGCCGCAGCGAUGAACAUGCCGCCCACAGGCCACACACCACCCCUGGCCCAGCAGCAGCAGCAGGCCGCACAGGGCACCGCGAACACGACGGUCGCGGUCGGCGACGGCGGCCAAUCCGUCGUCGUGCCCGGUAUGUGCAACAACAUCGAUUCUGUCGGGCCCGGCGAGGAAGAGGUGAGAACAUUAUUCGUCAGUGGUCUACCAAUGGACGCCAAGCCUCGAGAACUUUACCUGCUGUUUCGAGCAUAUGAGGGUUACGAAGGAUCUCUGUUAAAAGUGACAAGCAAAAAUGGCAAAACAGCUUCACCAGUGGGUUUCGUUACGUUUCAAACAAGGGCUGGUGCCGAAGCGGCCAAACAAGACCUUCAGCAGGGCGUCCGGUUCGAUCCUGACAUGCCGCAAACCAUACGGCUAGAAUUCGCUAAAAGCAACACGAAGGUUAGCAAGCCAAAACAGCCCGCCAACGCAAACGUCACGCCCAACACGCACCAAGGCCUGAUGCACCCGCUCACCGGACAUCUAGGCGCCCCGUUCUUCACCGGCGCCCCGGCCGAGCUAUGGCAUCAUCCGCUGGCGUACGCCGACAUGCCGACCGCCGCCACGGCCACGGCCCUGCAACACGCCGCACUCGUCCAUCCGGCGCUGCAUCCACAUCCGCAACAGCCGACGUUGACGCUGGGCCCACAUGGCCUUCCGUUCCUGCCCUCCCCUGCACUGCCCUCGCCGCCCAACCACCAGCAGCCCCAGCCGCCCUGUUCCACGCUGUUCGUCGCCAACCUCGGGCAGUUUGUGUCUGACCACGAGCUUAAAGACAUUUUCGCCAGGGAGUAUGCUGGCCAAAAGAAAUUGGACAACGUCAAUUUCACGUAUACUCACAUGCAGUUGAACAACACUUGACAACAACAAGAUAGACCAUCGGUACCGACCCAAGUCUAGAUCAUGCACGAUACGACAAACACCUCAAACCAAAGCCCUCGUGGAGACGAUUUGAUUUCUUUUUUUUAAAUUUGAAAUAAAAAUAAUUUAAUAAUUACUAGCUUAAGGCUUCUAAAGAUGUUGUACAAAGCAGUAAGAAUUUCCUUGUAUGCCUGUAGUAUUCAUAAAACAUUCAUUUGUGUGUGUAUAUAAAUAUAUUAUUACGUAUGUGAUAUAUAUUUAUAUAUAUAUAUAUAUGUACAUGUAUACCUAUUUCCUAACUUUAUUCCCUAAGCUUUUAAUCUAAUCUAAAUAAAUGUCCUAUGCUUGUUUAGUGGGUAGUGUAAGAUCUUAUUAAGACUCAUCAAAUCUGUGAUUGUUUCUCGUGUAUUUUUUUUUAAAUACUACGAUUUUGCCUAUUCACAUAUAGGCGUGAUUCAGAUGUUAGCAAUAAUUAUUAAUGACAAAAAAAAAAAAAAAUGUAAGCGCGCUCAUAUACAUUCACUAAAUACAUAU